AUGCUCGCACUUCAAGCCGUUGUUAUAGCUCCAGCUCGUCUGGACGUGAGGGGGCUGGCGGGUCCCAGCGGGUUCGGGGGUAUGCAGCUGCAGCCAGCCAAGAACAAUGUCAUCAUCCGCUUCCCCAACCGCUCCCUGCCUCUUCCCCUCCAUGCUGCGCUGUCCAAACCCGGCAUGGAGGCAUGUGUGCCAGCACCAGAGCGCUACAUGGUGGCGUUUCACUACGGCUCCGUCGUAUUCAAAUUUGACCGCACAGAGGAGGCGCUCGCCCUCGAUAUUGUCACCCAGCACUGCACUGGGGCGUUCAAGGAGGCGCACAGCGACGAGUACAGUGUGAUCGCGCGUGCCGGUCUGAAAGGGUGGAGCGAGGGGGGCCAUGACUACGUGGCGGUGAGGCAGCUGGACGUGAACAACAUCCGAGUCAUCUCCAGCAUCCUCGGACAGAGCGUCGCCCUUGACCACUAUGCUCGCAAGGUGGACGAGAUGGUGAACACGUUCAGUGAGCUGAACAGAGGCAUGGAGCAGAGCGGCACAUUCACCAUGACUCGCAAGAAGCUCUUCCAGCUCGUUGCUGCCGCCAACACCACCCUGGCUGACGUCAUCCUCAGAAUAGGGCUGCUGGAGAGGUCGGACACGGCGUGGCGGCAUGCGGAGUAUUCCAAGAUCUGGGAGUUCCUGCGGGACGACUUUGAGCUGGACGAGCGCUUUGAGAGCCUCGACUUCAAACUCAACAUCAUCCAGGUGACGACCUUCACACCGUCUCUCUCUCACGCUGGUGUCUUCAGUUUCUUCUUGUCUUCUGAGUUUGUUGCUGCUGCAGUCAUUCCUUGCUUCGUGCGAUGA
Molecule: messenger RNA, 843 nt
Organism: Closterium sp. Naga37s-1
Lineage: Eukaryota; Viridiplantae; Streptophyta; Zygnematophyceae; Desmidiales; Closteriaceae
Source: the annotation of a GenBank genome assembly